This is a messenger RNA of Podarcis muralis (Common wall lizard), 846 nucleotides long. The record is from RefSeq and is a predicted model, not a curated record. Lineage: Eukaryota; Metazoa; Chordata; Lepidosauria; Squamata; Lacertidae.
AUGGAGAACAAGGAUGACCCCUACUCUACCUACAAUGAGGACAACCUGGCUCAGUGUAUUUUUGACCUCUUUAUUGCUGGAACAGAGACAACUGCUACCACUCUGCAAUGGGCGCUGCUCCUCAUGGUGACACAUCCAGAUAUUCAAGAGAAAGUCUACCAGGAGAUGGAAGAUGUUUUUGGUUCAUCUCACUCAAUCCGCUAUCAAGAUCGGAAGAAGCUGCCCUACACCAAUGCUGUGAUUCACGAGAUCCAGCGUUCAAGAUAUAUCUUUUUAAUUGGGCUUCCAAGGCAAAGCAUGAAGGACGUGAACUUGCACGGUUUUCACAUUCCAAAGGGGGCUGUGAUUGCUGCAGAUCUCCGCUCUGUUCUUCUUGAUCCUAAGGAAUGGGCAACACCUAAAAAAUUCAACCCAAACCAUUUUUUGGACGAGGACGGGCAGUUUGUGGACAGAGAAGCAUUUCUGCCAUUUGGUGCAGGUGCUCGGGUGUGUCCAGGGGAGCAAAUGGCAAAGAUUGAGCUCUUCAUCUUUUUCACCAGCCUGCUGAGAGCAUUCAGGUUCCAGCUGCCAAAAGGAGUGAGAGAAGUCCAUAACAAGCCUAUAAUAGGGCUGACGGUCCGUCCUCGCCCCUACAAACUCUGCGCUGUUCCCCGCUGCAGCCACAUAAACAAUUAGGGGGGCUGAUCAACUACUGCAAUCUCCUCCUUUAAUCAUUUCCCGCCAUCCUCACAUUCUUUCUUGGCUUGAUCAGUUGAGAUUCUCCAAUCUGUGAUGCCACUGUGAUGCUGCUGCUGCUCUAGUGAGUGCUGGGUGGGCCGCUCCCUUUCCUGCCAACUCCAUCCGGCC